Messenger RNA from Gordionus sp. m RMFG-2023, 2712 nucleotides. RefSeq lists its product as uncharacterized. The transcript has a single exon. The record is from RefSeq and is a predicted model, not a curated record. Gene Ontology annotation, biological process: DNA repair; telomere maintenance. Lineage: Eukaryota; Metazoa; Nematomorpha; Gordioida; Chordodea; Parachordodidae. Bases 1 to 2712 code for a protein of 903 amino acids. Gene Ontology annotation, molecular function: DNA helicase activity.
AUGGGAGCACAGAUUUCUAAUAGUUUAAACCCAGGCCCAUAUUGUUUUAGAGUUCAUGGGCAAAUUUAUCACCGAACAUCUCAUUUAUAUCCUUCCACUGGGAUGCCUCCUAAAUUUGCACAACUAUAUGUCCUUGAGACCACCCAGGCUGUUAAUGGCAGGUUACACAUGAAAGAAAAUUCUGGUUGCAAUGAGGAUCUCUUAAAAAGAUCAGAUAUUUUAAUAAGACAGAAUAACCCAUUUUCUAUUAGUUUUAAAACCUUGGGAGAAAUUGAGAAAGAAGAAAAAAAUAGGGCUAUUCAAGAAAAUCUUCCUGUUCAAAAAAUCAAUAUGAAUUUUCGUGCAGAUCGCUCAAGUGACAAGCGAAGAUAUAACAUUCCUAAUAUAGAUGAAGUAGCUAUGAUUUUUACAAAUGAUGAUGGUGAACCCCCAUUUAUCAAGGUCUAUCCUCGAGUUGAUGGUAGUGAUCUGAUAAAUAUAAAUAUAUUAAGCCCUAAUCUUGAUCCAAUGGUAUAUCCUCUAUUAUUUCCUUUUAGUGACCCUGGUUGGAAACCAGAUUUAAAGGGUGAAAAUACAGGGCGUACAAGGGCAAAUAUCUCACUACUACAGUUUAAAAUAUUUAGAUUAGCAAUUCGUGAAAAUGAAUUCAACCCAAUCCUUUUUGCUGGGAAAUUAUCACAACAAUAUAUUGUUGAUUCCUAUUUACAGGUCGAGGCGAAUAAUUUAAAUUUUAUUAGACAAAAUCAGUCAAAAUUACGAGUAGAUGAAUAUUCUGGAUUAAUGGACUACUUGGAAACAAAGUCAAACAAUAUAAUUCCCGGCAAAGCAGUAAUAUUACCAUCAUCUUUUCAAGGUUCUCAAAGAAAUAUGCGAGAACGCUAUCACGAUGCAAUGGCCAUUGUGCUCAAAUUUGGCAAACCUGAUUUGUUUAUUACUUUUACAUGCAAUCCUAAAUGGCGUGAAAUUAAGGAAAAUCUAUUUCCCGGGCAAAGUUCUACAGAUAGACCAGAUUUAAUAGCCCGUGUUUUUAAAUUGAAAUUAAAUGAAUUAUUGUUCGAUAUAAAUAAAAAAAAUUUAUUUGGUAAAUCUAUGGCUUUUAUAUAUACAAUCGAGUUCCAAAAAAGAGGUUUGCCUCAUGCCCAUAUACUUAUUAUUUUAAACGAUGAUAGCAAAAUUGAAACAUCUCAAACUAUAGAUAAAUUUGUUUGUGCCGAAAUUCCAGAUAAAAUUCUCGAUCCUAAACUUUUUCAGAUUGUUACCCAUUUUAUGAUACAUGGUCCUUGCGGGAUAUUUAACCCCAAAUCGCCUUGCAUGGAAAAUGGCAUAUGUACCAAAAAAUUUCCGAAGGAUUUUCUAAUGGAAACAAGACCAAAUAUUGAUGGGUAUCCAUAUUAUAAAAGGCGAGAUAAUGGUAUUACAAUUCUUUCCGGUAAACCUACGGAUAAUCGUUAUGUUAUUCCAUAUAAUCGAUAUCUAAUGUUAAAAUUCAAUGCUCAUAUUAACGUGGAAAUUUGUAUAUCUAUUAAAUCGGUAAAAUAUAUCUUAAAGUAUAUUUAUAAGGGCUAUGACUGUACUAAUGUUGACAUUAAUGUUGCUUCAAAUAUAAAUAUUAAUGACGAAAUUAAAUCACAUUUAAAUGCGCGAUAUGUGAGUGCAUGUGAAUCAAUGUGGAGAUUAUUAGAAAAUAAUAUGCAUGACCGCUCGCACGCUGUUAUUCGCUUAGGAAUUCAUUUACCUUUACAACAGCCAGUAUAUUUCACUGCUGGACAUGAAAGAGAUGCUUUAUUGAGAUCAGAAAAUAAACAUACUACUUUAACGGCAUGGUUUGAGUUAAAUAAGACAGAUCUAAAUGCUAGACAAUAUCUUUAUGGGGAAAUACCUUAUCAUUAUGUAUUUACAAAUUACCAUUGGAAACUAAGAAAAAAACAAUUAAAUGUAAUUUCGAGAAUGUAUUCCGUUCAUCCUAAUUCUGGUGAACAAUUCUUCCUUCGAUUAUUAUUACUUCAUGUUUGCGGGGCUACAAGUUUUGAUUAUUUAAAAACUAUUAAUGGAAUUUUAAUGAGUACUUUUAAAGAGGCAGCUAUUAAAAGAAAUUUGUUAUCAGAUGAUAAAGAGUGGGAAUCAUGCUUAGAAGAGGGAUCAGUAUAUCAAAUGCCGUCACAACUUCGGAGUACUUUUGCCUUUAUCUGCAUUUUUUGUCAGCCUGAAAAUCCUGCAUAUCUAUGGAAUAGGUUCAGAUUUAUGAUGAUUGAAGAUUAUUUGCGUCAAUAUUCAGAAGUAAUUGCAAUAAAUAUGGCUUUAAUGGACAUUGAAAACGUUUUUCUUGAUCAUGGUUUAUGCUGUCAAAGUUUUGAUCUUCCUUCACCUACAAAAAUCCCCCCAAAACAACAUUAUGAUGCCCAUGUUGAAGCUGCCGAUUCAAUCGAGCGUAUAUCUAAAUUAAACCGAUUACAAAAAUAUGCUUUUGAUUUAAUUAUACAAGCGAUUGAAUUAGAAAAUAUUCCAGAAAGAUAUUUCUUCGUGGAUGGCCCUGGAGGUUCAGGUAAAACGUAUCUUUACAAUACCUUAAUGUGUUAUAUAAGAGCAAAAAAUCAAAUUGUAUUGCCUUUUGCAACCACCGGCAUAUCCUCUAUUCUUUUAAAGGGGGAAGAACCAUCCAUAGCGGAUUUAAAUUACCUGUGCCUAUCUUUGAAACUUCUACAUCCCAUAUGA